Messenger RNA from Metarhizium acridum CQMa 102, 3870 nucleotides. The record is from RefSeq and is a predicted model, not a curated record. NCBI's taxonomy places the organism in Eukaryota, Fungi, Ascomycota, Sordariomycetes, Hypocreales, Clavicipitaceae.
AUGACAGACUCUGUUCCUGAGCACCCUGACCUGCCGCAUCCUCCUGAGGAUAUGGCCAACGUGAAAGGAAUCCCGGCCGACGCCGUUCCUAAUGAUCUACCGGCCACGAACGGGACGGCACUCGAAACCGGUUCCGCGGGUGUGCCCUACCCAAUCAUUGGCGGUGACGGCCCUGAUGAAGGCUUUUACAUCAAAUACCCGGCUGGUGCUCCUGCAAAGUUCUCAACCGAUCAUGGGGUCAGAGCUUUUCGUACAGUGGAUGUGGAAAAAUUCGCGGUCGAACACACAAAUCCUCGUUGGCUCCCGGGCAAGGUCCAAGAGUAUUGCAACUCCAUUCGCAAGAAGCAUGGGGAGUGCUGCAUGAAGGACCUGAAAAGGCUAAACAACUGGACCGAUCUGUAUGAGUACUACGACGCUCACGAUAUAUAUCAUAUAGGUCACCACAAUCUGUUGGAUGUCCUUCGUCACUUGGUUACCGAAAACGAGGAAUUAGACAAACAAUAUCCAGCGAAAUUUGCAGGAAUUAUCGACUCAUGGAUUUAUAUGUGGCUUAGCCGCAACAACAAUAAGAUGAGGCUCAAGAGCUGGACUACAGCAGACGGCGACAUUACGUGCCUAUUCUCCAAAGUCGAUUUUGACGACCUGUAUGGUAUCAAGGACGACCACAUGAUUGCGCUUGUGCUUGCUCUUAUGAAGAAACGGGAAGAGCUGGUGUUGGAAAGCCGUGACGAAGGGCGAAUCGUGAAUGGUGCUGGGUUUGCUUCGGCAAACAUAUAUUUUGAGAACCCACAACUGUCUGGACAGCCUUUCUAUCCUCAGGCGAGAUGUCCAAGUGCAAGUGCUGUUAAAGAUUUGCGGCGGACAACUGCUGCGGCGACGCCGAAUUGUCCACGUGCCAUUGCGAAUAGUACUUCGCAGUCUCGACGGAUCAGUCCAGUCAAGCAGCAAGCCACAACUUCGACGACGACGAAUGCGGUACCGCCCAAUCACCACAACCAGCCUCAUCGUUCUGUGAAUACUGAGAACGACGUCGGACCAGCUGUGGUGGCACAGACCCAAGCUUCUCCUUCUCCUGGUGCUCGAAAGGAUCGACCUGUUCAACAUGUCACGACAAACGGGAAAAGUCCCCUCACACAAGCUCAGCCAUCUAGCUUGAAAAGCCUUGGACGAAAUCAUGCGAAACAGUCUGGUACUAUCGCUCCCAAGGCGGCGAAACCUGUGCCGACUCAGCCUCGGGGGUUCAUGAUGGUCGGUGUACAGCCUGCUUCCAAGGGAGGCAACACCGUGCCGUCUCGGGCGCACCCGCAGAAUGGCAAUGGGAAGCCGGUUGGCAGACAGAUCCCCGAGAAGAUGGGCCAGACAAGUCCUCCAAUGUCUCACAGCGGACCUCCAACACAAUCUCCGCAGACCAGGAGGAACCAGGGAGGUCUCGCAAGAAAUGCUUGUGUCGAGCUGCCUCCCAAGCCGCGGUCCGACGGGCGCCGCGCAGUGUCGUUUGGCGAUGCGUCUUUCGUUGACAGCACGACCUAUGGCAAUGGAAGUUCCAUGCUGGGUAAUGGUAGCUACAGGUGUGACUCUGUACACGCUGCCAUGUUUGACGGAGCUUUCCAAACACAACUUUCGCAUCAAUUGCCCGCAGCCGCACCGGGCUGUAACCCGUCUCCGGCUGGGACAACAUCUACCCAUCGGGGUGGCAGCUACACUCGAGGAGGCUACAGGCACAAAGGGCGACGAGGGCCCCAGAACUAUGAGCCUCACGCUGAAUAUCCUGUCCAAGCUGGCAGGGGGUCGUUCUAUUCCCAAACUUCCCAUCAGGUUGACACUGCACAAGGAUCGUACCGCAGCAAUACGCGUCAUUACUACAACCGCAAUCCUGAUCACGAAAAUGAACGCCGUGAACAGGUUUCUAGAAGAAGUGUUUGGGCACAAAUUAAAGAGCGGCCUCCCGGGCAUUCCCAGGAUAUCAAGAGCCGUUUAAAGAGUGCAAUGGAUCGCCAAUUUGGGAUAGUUGAAGACGCCUUCCCUACUUUUCAGAAAAAUGGUGAAGCCUUCAUAGUUCGAUUUAAAGACGAAGCUUCUGCGCUAAAAAGCUUGCAAUCCGGAUCUUUAAAAAACGGAGUGCAGGGUCUCGAGGUCGAGAUCCGGCCGGUGCAUAGCAGGAAACAGAUGAAAGAUCAGUACGUCAAUAGGGGAGGGCCUGGCAACCAGCAGUGUCAGCCAUACCAUAACGAGACUCAUUUUCCUAUGGGUUACGGGAUGCCUUCUCCGACUUGUGGCCCGCAUGUUUAUUACGCCCGUGGUCUACACAACCUACCGCAAGCUAAUCAAAUGACAAUGACGCAUGUGCCGCAUAGCCUGCAUCGGAAUUUUCCUGGGAUUGGGCCCUACAAGCAAGGAAUUCAAGCCCAUGUUUUCGGGUCAUCUUUCCCUCAACCAAUGAUGCCACAGCAAGCGCCUCCCCAGAGCUCCCAGGAGUACCAAAUCCCCAAGCAGGAGGCUAGCAAAGCCAUCCCAAGACAGGAAGAGGAGAAGAGGACGAAGUCAGCAGCCGAUCGAGAGACAGCAAAGUCAUCGGAUUGGAAGGCUCAGUCAAAACCGCUUUCCGAGGAGGCCUUGGAGAAUGACGAUCCUUUUGAGAAGGAUGGGGCUACAACUCCCACCAGCCAAGGAAGCAAAUCUUCCCAGAUUUCAAACCGGAAAGUGAGGGUGUCACUUCCAUCAGUCUCACCACCCAGGCUUGCCCAGUCCAAGGCACCUAAAAGUGAGAAGCCGAUAAAAGAGCCAGGCAAAUCACCAGUGGGUCAAGAGCCGCCUCCGAAAUUAACAAAUAGCCCAGGUAAUGUCAUUACACAGGCCCAGCCUUCUCAUACUCGACAAGUGCCUGAUGAUACAUUAUAUGGAGUGCCUCUUGCGAGUGGGAAGGGAUCCGAAACCUUGGCUACUACCACAACAUCAGUGACUGGCACACGCAGCAACUUCACUGAAGAAAAGAUUAGACAGCGGCAAGCGUAUUCGAAUAUGAUUGCGAUGCCCUUGAGUCCGCGCAAUAUCAAGAAGGCGGCAUCCACGGAGAGCAAUCCUGGCAACGCCAUUAGGGACAAAGCUGCAUCUUCUGAGCCUCUGCCUUCUGAUACCACCUGCCAUGUACCUAGGCCGGCUCAACACAUACCCGAUGCCGAAAGUUUCAGCGUCAAGUCUGACGAGUCCAAAACUAUGUCGGCCUCUAGCUCACCAAGCAACCGUUCACCAUCUAGUAACCCUAAUAAGACGCCUGACAAUAGGAAUACCGCUAGUCCGCACUCCAGGCAUCACAGUAAGGUCUCCAAGACGCCUACGAGUCCGAUCAAUAAAAACGCAGAAGCCAACAAAAACCAGAAACCGACCUCUCAAGAAGAGGACGUGGUCGAAAGAGGCUCUUGUCUAUCAAGUCGUGCAGACCAGGACUCGUCCAAGUUUCCUGGCAAUGGACGAGAAACGAUACGAGUGAGGAAAGUAGAAAAGGGAGAAACAGCGUCUAACGAAGGCUCCGUCCAGGAGAGAGGCACGGCUUCAAGGAAGAGAGGUUGGAAGACUCGACCAGCGUCGCGAAGCAUUGGUUUCAUCGAUCAGAACCAGCAGCAAGAGAGCCAGCCCCGGGUCGAGGUGACUUCAGCAACUGACUCGGCGACCAGGAACGAAGCAAGCGCUUCUACUACCAGAACUCCCCGGAUUACCUCACCGGCAAGUGUGGGGGGAAGUAACAAUGUUAAUCUGCGGAAUGCUUCUAGUGACAGAGAUAACGGGGGAGGGAGUGGCUGGCAGAAGGUCCGCAGUAGAAGGAGGGCUUCUAAGAGAACAAACACCCCCGGAUCAAGCGACCAUCAAGGUUAG